Messenger RNA from Coregonus sp. 'balchen', 5941 nucleotides. The record is from the annotation of a GenBank genome assembly. Lineage: Eukaryota; Metazoa; Chordata; Actinopteri; Salmoniformes; Salmonidae.
AUGGAGUGCAGUCUCAGACCAGAUGCUCAUUUCCAGAGCCGCAAAGACCUGCAAUAUGGAGCUUGUCAUGACAGUGGAUACCUGGACAGUGGUUACAGCCCUAAAAUGGACAGUGGAGACAAAUUUGCCCUCUCAAAGUGUUUUUCUUCAGAUGGUUUUCAUGAAACGCCUAAAGAGAACCUUUCACAGAAAUGCGAACCUCUGUCACCCAGAAAGAACAGACUAAAAGAGGGCGUCAGGAGUCCACAGAAAGACAUUCUGAAGGAGCGGCCAUUGCAGAAUGGCUGGUGUGAAACUCCUAAAGUAUCCAAGAGAGAUCCAUCUCUGAGACGACGUCUCCUCAUGUCUAAAUCGGAGGGUAAAACUGCAGACAACACAAAAACACCAUGCGCUAAAAGGACUGACUCGUCAGUGAACGUGAGAACUGACCGCUGCUCCAACGUGGUCUUUGACUCACCAGAUGCCUUUACUAUUGGAGCUUUAGCUACGAGCACUUUAAACCCAGAGGACGUGCUUCUGUCCAGCAGGAAACGGCGCCUCCUCUUCCCGCUUGUAAAAACCUCAACGCUUGAAGAUGGUAAAUGCAACACGACCAGCCUCCCUCUCUUUGAGAGAAAGGCGUCCGCUGCAUCGCUCUCGGAUGCAGACUUGGAAGAGAGCAUCAUCUCCUCAGACCGCCUUUCCACUGAGAUGCCGGAGACCCCACGCUGUAGCAGAUUAACACCCUCGGUGAAAGAGAACUUCCAGACUCCAGUCAACAACAACGUAGCAGCUGACCUCUCUGACAGCCUGAGUGUCCUGAGCACCCCUUCAUCCACCCCUACUCAUAAACACGACCAUGACACCCCUUCAUCCACCCCUACUCAUAAACACUAUGACCAUGACACCCCUUCAUCCACCCCUACUCAUAAACACUGUGACCAUGACACCCCUUCAUCCACCCCUACUCAUAAACACUGUGACCAUGAAACCCCUUCAUCCACCCCUACUCAUAAACACUAUGACCAUGAAACCCCUUCAUCCACCCCUACUCAUAAACACUAUGACCAUGAAACCCCUUCAUCCACCCCUACUCAUAAACCACUGUGACCAUGACACCCCUUCAUCCACCCCUACUCAUAAACACUGUGACCAUGACACCCCUUCAUCCACCCCUACUCAUAAACACUGUGACCAUGACACCCCUUCAUCCACCCCUACUCAUAAACACUGUGACCAUGACACCCCUUCAUCCACCCCUACUCAUAAACACUGUGACCAUGACACCCCUUCAUCCACCCCUACUCAUAAACACUGUGACCAUGACACCCCUUCAUCCACCCCUACUCAUAAACACUGUGACCAUGACACCCCUUCAUCCACCCCUACUCAUAAACACUGUGACCAUGACACCCCUUCAUCCACCCCUACUCAUAAACACUAUGGACCAUGACACCCCUUCAUCCACCCCUACUCAUAAACACUAUGACCAUGACACCCCUUCAUCCACCCCUACUCAUAAACACUGUGACCGCUCCGUGUCUGAGGACAGUGGCUUCAGCUCCCUGGCUCUGGAUAAGUCCCAGGACUCCACGGUGGACAAUGAUGGUUCCUUCCAGGAGCUGCUGUUGCCAUCAGGCAGCUCCAGGUGCAAGGAGACCCCCAGCAGGCUGGCUGAGAUGAAGAGGAGGUAGGCUGGAUUAGCUUUUUCACUUCCAAUGAAUGCCCUCGAACAGUGUUUCUCAACUCCAGUCCUUGAGUACCCCCAACAGUAUAUACAAAUGUGUGAUGUUUGGGGUACUCAAGGACUGAAGUUGAGAAACAUUGCCCUAGAAAAUUUCAGUUUUGUAGUUUAAUUAUUGUAAUAAUUAUUAAUUUCAUUAUAAGUUGUACUUGGUGUAAUUCAGUUUGCAUCUUGCUUCCGUUUUGCAAAAUUAUUUAUUAAGUAAAAAAAUAAACCUCAUCAUCAUCAUCAGGUCCAGACUGGAGCGCCAGCGCCGCCUCUCCACUCUCCGAGAGGGGGGUUCCCAGUCUGAGGGGGACCGUGACGUCAGGGCCCUGGCAGCCCACAGAACUCAUCACAGAGAGAAGAACCUGACAUCCCAGGCACAUCUGGAGCGCAGCAUCUUCAAGGAGGAUGACCGUGACGUCUUCCUGGAAGUGACUCCGCCGAAAACAGCCACCGUUAAGCUAGAGGACCUGUCCCUCACGCCGGCCCUGCAGAUGGUCCAGGCCCUGUCCCAGAGGACCUCCAGGAUGUUGCUGGAGCAGACCAGUAUGGAGGAGCUGCUGAGGGCCUCGGAGAAAGAGGCCUUCAGGACCACCAUGCCCCUGGCUGGGCUGAUCGGCAGGAAGAUGGGCCUGGGGAAGGUAGACAUCUUUACUGAGCUGAAGAAGAAGAAUCUCAGACACAUCCUGGCUAUGAUCCUCAAUCAGCUGUCCUCUGAAGAUGUCUAUAGGUGAGGAGUUUAUUUACUGUAUAUACAAUGCCUUCAGAAAGUAUUCAUACCCCUUGACUUAUUCCACAUUUUGUUGUGUUACAGCCUGAAUUAAAAAUGGAUUAAAUAAAUAAAAUAAAAAUCUCACACAAUACACCAUAAUGACAGUGAAAACAUGUUUUUAGAAAUUGUAGCAAAUGUAUUGAAAAUGAAAUGCGUAUCUCAUCUACAUAGGUAUUCACACCCCUGAGUCAAUACUUUGUAGAAGCACCUUUGGUGACGGUUAUAACUUUGAGUCGUCUUGUCUGUCAGGAUUUUCUUCCCUGCUUCCGUCUGGCCACUCUCCCAUAAAGCCCAGAUCGGUGAAGUGCUGUAGAGACUGUUGUCCUUCUGGUAGGUUCUCCCAUCUCAGCCAAGGAACUCUGUAGUUCUGUCAGAGUGGUCAUUGGGUUCUUGGUCACCUCCCUGAUCAAGGUCCUUCUUUCCCGGUUGCUCAGUUUGGUCGGAUGGCCAGCUCUAGGCAGUCUGGGUAUUUCCAUAUUUUUUCGAUUUCCUAAUGAUGGAGACCACUGUACUCUUGGAAACUUUCAACACUCUAGAAAUUGUUUUAUACUCUUCCUCAGAUGCAGUACCAGUCAAAAGUUUGGACACACCUACUCAAUCCAGGGUUUUUCUAAAAAUGUUUUACUAUUUUCCACAUUGUAGAAUAAUAGUGAAGACAUCAAAACUAUGAAAUAACACAUAUGGAAUCAUGUAGUAACCAAAAAAGUGUUUAACAAAUCAAAAUAUAUGUGAGAUUCUUCAAAGUAGCCACCCUUUGCCUUGAUGACAGCUUUGCACACUCUUUGAAUUCUCUCAACCAGCUUCAUGAGGUAGUCACCUGGAAUGCAUUUCAAUUAACAGGUGUACCUUCUUAAAAGUUAAUUUGUGGAAUUUAUUUCCUUAAUGCGUUUGAGGCAAUCAGUUGUGUUGUGACAAGGUAGGGGGGGUAUACAGAAGACAGCCCUAUUUGGGAAAAGACCAAGUCCAUAUUAUGGCAAGAGCAGCUCAAAUAAGCAAAGAGAAACGACACUCCAGCAUGUCAAUCCUGAACAUUUCAAGAACUUUGAUAGUUUCUUCAAGUGCGGUGGCAAAAACCAUCAAGCGCUAUGAUAAAACUGGCUCUCAUGAGGACCACCACAGGAAAGGAAGACCCAGAGUUACCUCUGCUGCAGAGGAUAAGUUCAUUAGUUACCAGCCUCAGAAAUUGCAGCCCAAAUAAAUGCUUCAGAGUUCAAGUAACAGACACAUCUCAACAUCAACUGUUCAGAGGAGACUGCAUGAAUCAGGCCUUCAUGGUUGAAUUGCUGCAAAGAAACCACUACUAAAGGACACCAAUAAUAAGAAGAGACUUGCUUAGGCCAAGAAACACGAGCAAUGGACAUUAGACUGGUGGAAAUCUGUCCUUUGGUCUAAUGAGUCCAAAUUUGAGAUUUUUGGUUCCAACCGCCGUGUCUUUGUGAGACGUGGUGUGGGUGAACGGAUGAUCUCUGCAUGUGUGGUUCCCACCGUGAAGCAUGGAGGAGGAGUUAUGGUGUGGGGGUGCUUUGCUGGUGACACUGUCUGUGAUUUAUUUAGAAUUCAAGGCACACUUAACCAGCAUGGCUACCACAGCAUUCUGCAGCGAUACGCCAUCCCAUCUGGUUUGCGCUUAGUGGGACUAUCAUUUGUUUUUCAACAGGACAAUGACCAAAAACACACCUCCAGGCAGUGGAAGGGCUAUUUGACCAAGAAGGAGAGCGAUGGAGUGCUGCAUCAGAUGACCUGGCCUCCACAAUCACCCGACCUCAACCCAAUUGAGAUGGUUUGGGAUGAGUUGGACCGCAGAGUGAAGGAAAAGCAGCCAACAAGUGCUCAGCAUAUGUGGGAAGUCCUUCAAGACUGUUGGAAAAGCAUUCCUCAUGAAGCUGGUUGAGAGAAUGCCAAGAGUGUGCAAAGCUGUCGUCAAGGCAAAGGGUGGCUACUUUGAAAAAUCUAAAAUAUGUUUAACACGUUUUUUGGUUAGUACAUCAUUCCAUAUGUGUUAUUUCAUAGUUUUGAUGUCUUCACUAUUAUUCUACAAUGUAAAAAAUAAAAAAUAAACCUUGAAUGAGUGUGUGUGUCCAGACUUUUGACUGGUACUGUAUGUAAAUGAGAUUUCUGUAUUUCCAUUUUUAAUCAUAUUUGCUAACAUUUCAAAACAUGUUUUCACUUUUGUCAUUAUGGGGUGUUGUGUGCAGAUUGGUGAGAAACAAUCCAUUUUGAAUCCAGGCUGUAACACAACAAAAUGUGGAAUAAGUCAAGGGGUGUGAAUACAUUCUGAAGGCAGUGUGUGUUACAGAUCCACCGACGCGUGUGCGAUCAAAACGCUGCCUAGAACAUUAUACCACGUCAUUGUCAUGACAUUGUUGCGUGUGUUCUGCUGGUCCUCAGGGUUGGUCAGGUGUCUGAUAGUUGGAAUGAGAUCAUAGUUCAAAACAAGAUGUCCGACCGCAGGAGGAGACGCUACCUGUUGGACGUCAAGGCAGCUCUGGAGGUGAGGACGCCACCUGUAACCGCGUUGAUCUCGGAUCAGGUCCCAUCUGGCCAUGUAGUCUUAUUCAUUUAUGAUCUAAAAAGGCAAAACUGAUCCCAGAUCAGCAUUCGUACUGAGACACUAUGAAUAUAGCUCCAGUCAGAUUUUCUAUAAAUAGUACACAUCUACUUUCAUUCCCUGUGUGUGUGCAGCUUGGCAGUGCAGUCCAUGUCCCUGAUGCAGAGACCAGGUUGACCCUGCUGAGCCGGUCAGCCCUGAAGUCAGUCCAGGCCCAGUCCAGGACCCCCAGUUCCAGCACCCGUGGUACCCCCCAGUCAGCCACAGGAACAGGCUCUUUAACCCCCGUCCAGCACAACUCAGCCAGCAAACAGGACCUGUUCGUACAGGUUAGUCCACUUUGUAAUGUACAGUAAUGUUUUUAUGGUCACAUUAUGAGGCCAUAUGUUUCAGGUAUAUGAAAAUAAGAGAUUUGUUUAUGGCCGUGAUUAAUUAAAACAGCAUUUGACACACAGGGAUGUUUUUUUUCUUCUCUUAAACACACAUCCCACUAACGUCACUAUUUUAUGAUACCUCAUUGCUGUAAGUUUAUCAAAUAAGCCAAAUAUUGUGGAUCCCUCCCUGUAGAGAAGGACACUAGCCCUAAUGUUAUAUUGUGGAUCCCUCCCUGUAGAGAAAGACACUAGCCCUAAUCUCUGUUAUGUUGUGUUUUCCGUCCUCCUAGGUGGCCAAAACCCUCUUCAGUGAUGAAUGUCUGAAGCCCUGCCCUCGAUGCAGGCACCCUGCUAGGUGUCACUCAGUGAAGAUGGAGGGUGUGUGUAGCAGGGUUGACUGUGGCUUCCAGUUCUGUACAGGCUGCCUUUGUGCCUUCCACGGGUCCAAAGAGUGCGCUAGCGUGUCAGCCAUGCGACGCAGCAAAAAGGAUGUUCUUCCCGGGAGUGCUCAGAGCAAGCGCAACGUCAGGCGAUUGUGA